This is a messenger RNA of Capsicum annuum, 1360 nucleotides long. RefSeq names its product transcription factor ALC (gene ALC). Lineage: Eukaryota; Viridiplantae; Streptophyta; Magnoliopsida; Solanales; Solanaceae. The record is from RefSeq and is a predicted model, not a curated record. Gene Ontology annotation, molecular function: protein dimerization activity. The transcript is spliced from 5 exons. Gene Ontology annotation, cellular component: nucleus. Bases 230 to 1117 code for a protein of 295 amino acids.
AAAUCACGCAAUUAAGGCGGGAGAACAAUGAACUAAUCACCCAUUUUCUCACAGUAUUAACACUAUUAUUUAUGUGUGUAAUGUAUAUACUCCUCACAGUCAACUUUUGUGCUAACUGAAAACCAAAAAACCCAACACAACACGCAUAAAAUUCUCUCCAUUUUCUGCUAGACAAUUUCUUCGUAACCCGCACGUAGCGGGAGUUUCGGUAUAUCAAGCCAUACUAUCAAUGGCGGAUCCAUACAGAACGAAUCUUCAUGCUUCUUCAUCGCUUGAUUCGGAAGAUAUGUCGUCAUUCUUUCUCAAUUUUCUUCAAGGUUCGUCAACAUCCGCUUCGGCUUCGGCUUCCGGUUCAGCUACUGGUUACUAUCACCGACCGGCACCUGUGCCGGUUGCUGAGUCCUCUUCUAGCCUUAAUUUCUCCGAUCCUAGCCGAUUUUAUUCUGCGGAAUUCAAAGAAGGCGUUGAGAAUGUGUUUGCUUCUACUGGCCUCGGGGAUUGUGACGGGAUGAAUUCGGAAAAUCGGAGAGAGUUUUUGGAAGAUGAUAAGGUUGAUAACUUCGGUUUCAGUAGUGAGGAAUGUGAUGGACUUGAUAUGCCAUCUAAUCAAACUCAUCCACGUUCCUCAAAGAGGAGUAGAUCUGCUGAAGUUCAUAAUCUGUCUGAGAAGACUGACAAGGCAUCUAUGCUUGAUGAAGCCAUUGAAUAUCUGAAGCAACUUCAGCUGCAAGUUCAGAUGCUUACCUUAAGGAAUGGAUUGAGUUUAUACCCGGGAUAUGUUCCUGGGUCUUUGCAGUCAAUGCCACUUCCAUCUGGUAAUGAAUUUGAUGGAAGAAGUUUUAUGCUGAGUACAAAUGGAGGAGCUACACUUCCUUUGAAUCGAGAAAUGCCGCAGACUGCAUUUGAAAUUUCCAAUCAGAAUCCAUCAGGCAAACCAACAAUAACCUCACAUAAUACAGAAAACGCUGUACCUUUAGAAACUACAAUUCAGAAUCAUUAUGGACUUCUUAACCAUUUAGCAUCUUCUAAGGACAUGUGCCGAGACAAUACACUAUCAAGAUUGCAUUUAGAUAUGAGUUGCUCUGGAAACAAUUCAUCAUCAGGAGUGUCGUCUUAACCAAAAUUUCAAAGGAUCAAAUACUCGAGGAGUUGGUGUAGAUGGAAUUAACUAUUGAUACUACGAAACUCCAAUUGUUUGUACAUCUCAUAAGUUAAAUAUUUGCUUCAUGGUCCUGAGAUACACUGAUCCUUAAUUGUUAUGCUCAAUUAGCAUGAACAGAACUGUGCUUUUGUAACAGUUGAAACUUGGACUUGACAAGAUAACUAGUGUUGACAAAAUAACCGUUCAAACUUCCUCAGA